This is a messenger RNA of Pediculus humanus corporis (human body louse), 363 nucleotides long. RefSeq lists its product as uncharacterized. The transcript has 2 exons. Lineage: Eukaryota; Metazoa; Arthropoda; Insecta; Psocodea; Pediculidae. Bases 1 to 363 code for a protein of 120 amino acids. The record is from RefSeq and is a predicted model, not a curated record.
AUGGCUCUGGAAGGUUAUGGUAAAACAGAAGAUGGAAUUUCUCGUGUUCAAUAUUCAUCAAAUAUACAAUUUCCUAAUUUUCGAGAUUUUUCGAAUAACGCGACGAGUAAUAACGCGGGUACCGUCGUAGUUGAUGUUUUACCACAAAUUUACACACAAACGGAUUUGAUUGGAUCUCGUGGUAGGAAUAAAAUAUUAGAUGGUAGUCCCGACGGUAGAUCAUCAUCCGAAAGAAAUUCUUCUCCAAUUAUGAAAGAAAGAACUAAAAAAAUGGAUAAUAAUAAUAUUAAAGUAACUUUGAAUUUAAAUGGUAUUAAUUUGACCAUUGGUCGGUUAGUCGAUCGGUUGACCACCCACAAUUAA